This is a messenger RNA of Acanthoscelides obtectus, 621 nucleotides long. Lineage: Eukaryota; Metazoa; Arthropoda; Insecta; Coleoptera; Chrysomelidae. The record is from the annotation of a GenBank genome assembly.
AUGGCGGAAAAAGCUCCAGCCCAGGCCGAGACCAAAUUUAAAGAAAAAGACGAGUUACAAUUGCCUCAGUGUGUGAUAUGUAUGAAAGUUUUAAGUAAUGAUACCAUGAGGCCCAAUCGCCUUAAAAGGCAUUUGAAGCAACAACAUCCUACUCUGGUUUUGGAGACGAAAGAGUUUUUUUCUUCUAAAGCAGAGUCACCCAAGCGGAUGAGACUGGAUAAAUCGGGAAGUUAUCACACAGGUGCUAGAUCUGAAGAUAUAUUUAAUUCAAUAUCAAAUUUUGUUGAAAAAAAUGAUUUGGAUUGGAAGAAGCUCAUUGGACUUUGCACAGAUGGCGCACCUGCAAUGAUAGGUGUACGAUCGGGGUUAACUAGAAACCUCAAAGAAAAAAAUCCCGCAAUGGUUAGUACACAUUGUGUUAUUCAUUGGCAAGCUUUGGCUUCCAAAACAUUGCCACUGAAAUUACGCCACACUUUGGACUCGGCUAUAAGGAUUGUAAACUACAUCAAGAGCAGCGCUUUGAACAGUCGGGAGUUGGCAAGAUUUCCUGAGCUACAUCAGUAUGUUAGUGCCAGAGACAGCAUGAUUUCUAACAUUGAAGCUCAAUCAAGUACCCCCUAG